Messenger RNA from Vollenhovia emeryi, 933 nucleotides. Its product is annotated as endocuticle structural glycoprotein SgAbd-2-like. Lineage: Eukaryota; Metazoa; Arthropoda; Insecta; Hymenoptera; Formicidae. The transcript is spliced from 4 exons. Gene Ontology annotation, cellular component: chitin-based extracellular matrix. Gene Ontology annotation, molecular function: structural constituent of chitin-based larval cuticle. The record is from RefSeq and is a predicted model, not a curated record. The coding region runs from base 101 to 685 and encodes 194 amino acids.
CAUAUAAAUGACGGCGGUGCUCGCGCCACGGGAUCACAGAUUCGAUCUCGUUCAAAUCGACUAAGCCGUACAAUACGAACCGCCGACAAUCGUCGUCGUCAUGCAGUAUCUAAUCUUGGCCUUUGCAGUCUUCGGCUGCGCUUUCGGACAAUUCGGAUCGUAUCGCGGCUUCCCCGGCCAAAAUGCAUAUAGAGCAACGCCGAGGCCCUAUCAACCGCAACCGCAACCGCAACCGCAAUACACGUCGCAGCCGCAGCCGCAAUACAACACGCAAUACACGUCUGGAUCAAAGCCGUUCAUAGCUAUUCGUAGCCAGCACAAGGAUACAUCACCCGACGGAUCUUACACCUUCGGUUAUGAAACCGAGAACGGAAUUUCAGUCUCUGAAAGGGGAUACCCUCAAUCUGGGCCUCAGGGUCAAACGGAGGUGGUCCAGGGCAGCUUUUCCUACCACGCACCCGACGGAACCCCCAUUACCAUUCAGUACACGGCCGACGAGAACGGUUUUCAUGCCGAGGGUGCCCACAUUCCCACACCGCCCCCCAUCCCGGAGGCCAUCAGAAGAGCGCUCGCGGCAAAUCCGCCUGGGCCUGGGGAUGACGAUGGUCAGUACGACCGGCAACAACCCUACCAGCAGAGAUUCGGCGGACAGACGUACAACGCCAAUCCGUACCGAAGAUUCUAGUUUUCACCGUACGAUCCGCAAGAUCCUCCACGACCAGCGCCGGUCCAGCGAGUUCGCUGGAGGGAGGCUCGGCUAGAUACCGAUGCAUGUGACGGCUUUGAGUCAUUUUCUUUCCCUCCCCAGCCUCUAAUGCGAAGUGAUACGUGUACAUAGGACACAGUAUGGUGGAUAACAAAACAGAGUAUCGAUCCCCCUAUAAGAAAUAUAACUGCCGUUACGCAAUAAAUCAAUACAUAUAUAUUGUUUCU